Messenger RNA from Paramecium pentaurelia, 2333 nucleotides. Lineage: Eukaryota; Ciliophora; Oligohymenophorea; Peniculida; Parameciidae. The record is from the annotation of a GenBank genome assembly.
AUGAAUAUUGAACAUAUUUUAUUAACGGGUGCCUCUACUGGUAGACGUACAAGGCAUUUCUCUUUAAUAAAACCUCUGCAUCCAUCUAAUACAAGAGAAUCACCUGAACCCUCUUUAAUUUUAGGUUUUACAUAACCUUGGAAGGAGAACGCAUUAUAAAUAUUUGUCCGCAUUACCAAAUUUAUAAUCAAAUUGAAAUAGGCUGCUGAAUAAUACAGAUUUAAAUUAAUUACUCAUCGUAUACACAACAUUAUAGGUGACAAGGCUUCUGAUUUUAUGUAUUAUCAAAGGAAAGGAUUAGUAAAAGCACCAUUUACAUUUCUAGAUUUUAUAACUUCUAUGAUAGUUAAUAAAAUGCCAUCAUUAGAAUUUAGUGUAAUCAAACCAGAUAGUAAAUUUAAAUUGAUAAUGGAUUUGAUCAUUCUUGUACUCAUCAUAAUCAAUAUCUUCUAUAUUCCAAUGUAAUUAUCAUUUUAAUUAAAUGACAAUAACACUGUCAUUGACUUUCUAUUUAGCACACUUCCUAGUUGGGUAUUUAUAAUUUAAUAUUAAGGAUUUUCCUAAUAGAAAUAAUUCUUAAUUUUAAUACAGCAUAUUAUUCAAAAGGUAUGAUUCAUGAAAGUAGACAGAAAAUAUUUAAGCAUUAUGUACAAGGAGAAUUUGCUUAUGAUUUAAUAGUGGUUAUACCUUUUUUAAUAUCUUAAUAUUAGAUUCCUUAUAUCAAUUUUAUGUUAUUAUUGAGAAUAACAAGAGUUAAGAAAAUAUUUGAAUAAAUUGAAGAGAUAUCAUUAAUCAGAGAGAAAUUUGCAGCUCCAAUAGACAUAUGCAAACUCUUAUAUUUUUUAAUUCUAGUUUCCCAUAUGCUUGGUUGUGCUUGGCAUUUUGUUGGUUAAAUAGAAUUAUAAAAUAAUUCAGAGAAUUGUUGGUUGACAAGAUAUGGUUAUGCUGAAAAGGAUUGGGUAGUAAGAUAUAUUGCUUCAUUAUAUUUUGGAACUAUAACUGCAUUCACAAUAGGAUAUGGGGAUAUUGUUCCAUAAAAUUAAUUUGAAUAAAUGUUUGUGAUAUUAACUGUGUUAAUUACAUCAUUAAUAUUUGGAUACACAAUAUCGGCUAUUUAAUAAAUAUUUGGGUAAUUAAGAGAGAAGACUGAUUAACUUAGAAAUAAUAUGGCUACAGUGAAUUCAUAUUUGAAGAAGAAUAAAAUUAAUCCAAUUCUACAAAUGAAGAUAAGAAAAUAUUUUGAAUAUUUCUUUACUUUAGAUGAAACAUAAGAUGUAUUAAUGGAUCAUUUAAAUGAAGACUUGAAAUAAGAAUUAAAAGCUAGUAUUUUUAUUCCAAAAUUGAAAUAAUGUUAAUUAAUAAAUAGAUUUAAUGAUUCUCUUUUGGCUUAGUUGAGUAGAGUAGUCAAAACAUAGAAAUAUAUACCUGGAUAAAUUAUAUUUUAAUAAGGAGACUUUGUACCAAAAGCAAUGUUUCUUGUAAGAGGAGAAAUAGAAUCUCUUAUUAAUAAGGUCUCAAUUAGAAAGUAAAAAUAAGGAUCAUUUGGAAUUAGAGAAUUCUUUUUAAGAAAUACUGUUCAUUAUACAACCAAAGCAACUAAGUUUUCUGAAAUUGCAUAUAUUACUCAUGAAGAAUUUAUUGAAGUAGUUAAGAAAUAAUCUAGUAAUUAUGAACAAUAUUGUUUAUUAAGAGAUGAUUUGUAAUUUGAUUUAUGUCCAAUUUAAUGUUAAGUUUGUUUGAGAAGUCAUAAUUUUAUGGAUUGUCCUGUUGUUUUUUAUAGUCCAAGUAGAGGUAAGAUUGCAAUAGAUAAAGGAUAGAAUAUUAAUUAAGUAAGACAUAAUUUACAUGAAAGAAAGAAAAGGAAAUCAAAAAAUAGUUAUUUAAAUAUGGUUGAAAAAAUUGAAUCAGCUCUUGAUUUAUAAUUAGAAAAUGGAUUACUUUAAUAAGAAUAAAUUAAUUCUCAUUAUAUCUCAGAACUUGGAUUACCUACUGUAAUUGAUGAUAUUUCUAUUGAUUCCUUAACUAAAAGAAAAUAAUAAAAUGUAGUAGAUUAAUUUAGACUUUCAAAAGUUAAAUAAUUAGUAAAUUAAGGUCGUCUUUUAAAAUUAGAAAGAAUACCUUAAGUAAUAAAUGAAUUGUAUUCAGAAUUCCUUAAUAUUAAGAAGGAAAGUUUAGAUAAUUUUGAUAAAAAUGCAAACUUAUAACAUUAUCAUAUAGAUGAAAAUGUCUUAAAUGUUCUUAAGAAUUUUACAAAUAGAGAGUACAGAGUUGUAAAUAGAAGAGUUAGUAGAAUGAAAACCUUUUAUAGAAGAGGACCUCUAAAUAGAACAUGA